Messenger RNA from Rotaria sordida, 549 nucleotides. The record is from the annotation of a GenBank genome assembly. Lineage: Eukaryota; Metazoa; Rotifera; Eurotatoria; Philodinida; Philodinidae.
AUGUAUUAUGUAGAUACGGAUGCGGAAGACACUCUAGGACUCACACAUCAUUAUAGGGGUCUUCGUCAUCGUUUAUGGCAUUCAAGAUUUGCUCGUGAUAUGCUAAAAUUACAUAAUUAUGUUCGUGCAUAUCAUAGUGCACCACCACUUGUUAAAAGUCGACGAUUAAAUAAAAUUGCUCAAUCAUAUGCUGAAUAUUUAGCAGCUACAUCAACAUUUCAACAUAGUGGAAAUCAACUUGGCGAUGAAUCUUUAGGAGAAAAUCUGUAUAUGGUAUGGAUAUCUGAUGGUCAAGUACAAACUUCUCCAGAGGAAGCAGUAGAAAGUUGGUAUCAGGAAAUAGCAAUGCAUGAUUUUGACAGACCAACAUAUUCACCUGAAACUGGUCAUUUUACACAAUUAGUAUGGGGAUCAACGAGAAAACUAGGCGUUGGAAUAGCUUAUUCACCUAAUGGAAAUGAAGUUUAUAUUGUAGCUAAUUAUUAUCCAGCUGGAAAUAUUGUUAAUCCAGGAUAUUUCGAAAGUAAUGUUUUACCACUAAUUUAUUAA